Gasterosteus aculeatus aculeatus (three-spined stickleback) is the source of this 530-nucleotide messenger RNA. Its product is annotated as ictacalcin. Gene Ontology annotation, molecular function: transition metal ion binding; calcium ion binding; calcium-dependent protein binding. Lineage: Eukaryota; Metazoa; Chordata; Actinopteri; Perciformes; Gasterosteidae. Gene Ontology annotation, cellular component: cytoplasm. The record is from RefSeq and is a predicted model, not a curated record.
AGGUGUGGCGGACUAUAAAGCAUCCUUUGCAUCCUUUUCCAUCACUACAGCUCCUCUGACUUUUACUCUCCAGUCUCUAUAAGUCUCUUCGAAUCAGCUUUGCAAUCAUCAUGUCUGACAUCCAGAAGGCUAUGGCCCUCCUCAUUGGCGUCUUUGAUAAAUACGCCGGCAAGGAGGGGGACAAGCACACCCUGACCAAGGGAGAGCUGAAAGAGCUGCUGCAGAAUGAAUUUGGUGAUCUGCUCGGGAAAACCAAUGACCAGGCGGCGGUGGACCGCAUCUUCAAGGGCCUGGACUCCAACCAGGACAACAGUGUGGACUUUAACGAGUUUUCCAACAUGGUCAGCUGCCUCACCGUGCUGUGCCACGAACACUUCUGCAAAAAAUAGGGAUCCAGCGCCAUCUUGGGGCCAUUACAGAGAGCUGCCCUCCUGUGACCGCUAACUUUCUCCUAUUAACUAAAUCAACACGAAGGCUCAAAAUAUUAUAUUGUAACGCACAAUGAAAUAAACGUAUUUCUUCGAAAAGCC